GGAAGAUGCUUCUCUUUAUAUUGCUGCUUUACAUGAUUAUUUAUGCUGAGGGAAAAUGUGCAAAGAAUUAUUAUUACGAUGGACUUCUUGAGGAGUGUCAACCUUGCUCAAUCAGAUGCAACUCCCCACCAAAUAUUUGCAAAACAUUUUGCACCUCAAUCCCAGAAAACGAAGUUGAAAAGAAUCAAAAUAUUCGUUUAAUUUUGAUCGUGUUUUUUGUGUUCCUGGGAGCUUUCACAGCACUGACCAUUAUUCUGCGAGUUAUACGCAGAAAAACCUGUAAGCCCAUCAUGAACAAAGUGAUAGGUCUAGAUCCAAAGACAUCUGACAGCGAGAGAGGCUUGAAUGUAACAGAGCAAUCUGAAGAUACGGAUGAAGCUACAACUGAUUUGCCAGAUGGACUGAACCAACAUCACUACAACUCCAACCUGCCUCUUCCCUCCACUGAGGAAGGCACCACAAUCCUGGUUACCACAAAGACAGUGCAAGCUUACCACUGUACACCUGUCACAUAGGGAGGAGAUCACUGGAACUUUUAUAACAGCAGCUGACUCAGAAAACACUGCACAUCAUCUGGUUAACAGUGAUUACAAGCAUCGCCUCACCUCUGUCCAGACUGGGUAAAACUGUUAUGACUACUGCAUGGAUGCACUAAUAAUGGACACAGGACUUGAACACAGGAUGCUUAUGAUGAUUUGACUGUCAGAAGUGAACAUCUCAGUGUUAUUUAGAUGUAAGAAUUAUCUGCGAUAUUAGAAUUUAUAAAAUAUUUCACCAUAUUUUGUCCAGAAGGUCACUUUUUUUUAAAUCAAUGUAAAACCAAUACAAAUCUAUGCUGUAUCUUUGUUAAAUUAAAAUGUGUUACUUCAAUUAUGAAGUCUUACUAUUUGUAAUAUACUUAAAGAAAAAGAAA
Cyprinus carpio (common carp) is the source of this 913-nucleotide messenger RNA. Its product is annotated as tumor necrosis factor receptor superfamily member 17-like. Gene Ontology annotation, molecular function: signaling receptor activity. Gene Ontology annotation, biological process: tumor necrosis factor-mediated signaling pathway. The record is from RefSeq and is a predicted model, not a curated record. NCBI's taxonomy places the organism in Eukaryota, Metazoa, Chordata, Actinopteri, Cypriniformes, Cyprinidae.